UCGGCCAGGCCUGUGAGUUCCGAACCAUCACCCUGAGCUGGAAGCAAGGCGUGGGGCGAUGGGCUGCUCGGGCCGGCUGCUGCUGUGGCUGGGAGCCGCGGGAACUAUCCUUUGCUCCAACUCGGAGCUCCGGGCACGUUUUUUAACACCCUCACCUCCGCCGGUGCCGGUCCCCAAUUCCCAGGGACAGAAAGUCAGCCCCGCGCGCAGUGGCCUGGAGCCAGCUUCCCUCCCUGAUCCUCUAGGCGCUCGAGGGCCUUGGCUGUUCACCACGUGUGGCGCCAGCGGCCGGCGGGGACCCACACAAACGCAGUGCGACGGCGCGUACGCAGGCAGCAGCGUGCUGGUGACCGUGGGGGCCGCCGGGCCGCUGGGCGGCGCGCAGCUGUGGCGGGUGCCGGCCACCGGCCAGUACCUGAUCUCUGCCUCCGGGGCGGCGGGCGGCAAAGGCGCCAGGAACCACCUGUCCCGGGCGCACGGCAUCUUCCUGUCGGCAGUCUUCCUCCUCCGUCGCGGGGAGCCGCUGUACAUCCUUGUGGGCCAGCAGGGCGAGGAUGCCUGUCCCGGAGGGAGCCCCGAGAGCCAGCUCGUCUGUCUCGGAGAGUCUUGGGCCACCGGAGAGCACGCGACGACCACGAACGGGAGCGACGGGGUCCCAGGCCGGAGACGCUGGGCCGGCGGGGGCGGGGGUGGCGGGGGCGCCACCUACAUCUUUCGGCUGCGCGCGGGGGAGCCGGAGCCGCUGCUGGUGGCGGCGGGAGGCGGCGGGAGGGCCUACUGGAGGCGACCCGACGGAGGCCGGACUCGGGCGGCCCCCGAGAAGCUGGAGAACCGCGGGGCGGCGCCCGGGAGCGGCGGGAGAGGAGGCGCCGCAGGUGGCGGGGGCGGCUGGACCUCGCGGGCCGCGUCCCCGCAAGCCGGACGCUCGCUGCGGGAAGGCGCCGAGGGCGGCGAGGGCUGCGCGGAGGCCUGGGCAGCGCUCCGCUGGGCCGCGGCGGGAGGCUUCGGGGGCGGCGGCGGGGCCUGCACGGCGGGCGGCGGCGGCGGAGGCUACCGGGGUGGCGACACUUCUGAGUCUGACAUCCUCUGGGCCAAUGGGGAAGAUGGCAUAUCCUUUGUACACCCGAGUAGCGAGCUCUACCUACAGCCUCUGGCAGUCACAGAGGGCCAUGGGGAGGUGGGGAUCCGAAAGCACCCCAGCUGCAGUCACUGCCCUCUCAAAGACUGCCAGCGGCGGGCGGAGCUCCAGAUGGCUGAAUGCACAUGCCCAGAGGGCAUGGAGCUGGCCGAGGAUAAUGUCACUUGCCUGGACCCGCCAACCACCACCAGCCCGCUGAUUCUCACGGGAGCUGUAGUGGCAGCCCUGACACUGAGUCUCCUCCUGAUGUGCGGAGUCCUGAUUCUAGUGAACCAGAAGAAGUGGUGGAACCUGCAGGGGACCAGGCUGCCAGGCCCCGAGCUUGAGCUGAGCAAGCUUCACACCUCUGCUAUCAAGACAGCCCCCAAUCCCUACUACCGUCAGAUGGGGCUCAGCCCUGCCCCGUCCUGGCCUCUGCCCCCAGGGCUCACCGAGGUUUCCCCAGCCAACGUCACUCUGCUCAGAGCCCUUGGCCAUGGUGCCUUUGGGGAGGUGUAUGAGGGACUAGUAGUUGGUCUUCCUGGGGACUCCAGCCCUCUGCAGGUGGCUAUCAAGACUCUGCCAGAGCUCUGCUCCAAUCAGGAUGAGCUGGACUUUCUCAUGGAGGCUCUCAUCAUCAGCAAGUUCAGCCAUCAGAACAUUGUGCGCUGCGUGGGGCUCAGCUUCCGGGCUGCCCCUCGCCUUAUUCUGCUAGAGCUGAUGUCUGGAGGGGAUAUGAAGAGUUUUCUAAGGCUUAGCAGACCACAGCCGGGCCAGCCGUCACCUCUGACCACGUGGGACCUACUGAAGUUGGCCCAGGACAUAGCCCAGGGCUGUCACUACCUGGAGGAAAAUCACUUCAUCCACAGAGACAUUGCUGCCCGUAACUGUCUACUGAGCUGUACUGGACCCAACAGAGUGGCCAAGAUCGGAGACUUCGGAAUGGCAAGAGAUAUCUACCGUGCCAGUUAUUACCGCAAGGGGGGCCGGGCCUUGCUCCCAGUCAAGUGGAUGCCCCCGGAAGCUCUCCUGGAGGGCAUUUUCACAUCCAAGACAGACUCCUGGUCUUUUGGGGUCCUGCUCUGGGAGAUCUUCUCACUGGGUUUUAUGCCCUACCCUGGGCAUACCAACCAGGAGGUUCUAGACUUCAUCGUCACGGGGAACCGGAUGAACCCUCCUCAGAACUGUCCUGGGCCAGUUUACCGAAUCAUGACCCAGUGUUGGCAGCACCAACCUGAGCUCCGGCCUGACUUUGCCAGCAUCUUGGAGCGCCUUCGCUUCUGCACUCAGGACCCUGAUGUGCUGACCUCACCCCUGCCAGUGGAACCAGGGCCCACUCUAGAGGAAGAAGCAGCUUCCAGGCUGGAGAACAGGGCUCUGGAGGGUCUGAGAGCCCCACAGCCCCUGGAGCUGAGUUCAGAGAACUUGAAAAGCUGGGGAGGAAGCCCUGGCGCUUGGCUGCCCUCUGGUCUCAAGGCCCUCAAAUCCAGACGUCUCCGACCUCAGGACCUCUGGAACCCCACCUAUGGCUCCUGGACCCCAAGGAGCCCCAAGGGUGAAGACUUGGGCGUUGACCUCAGCAAUGGCUCCUCCUUGCAUUCUUUUCCAGGCAUCCAGUAGCCUCUACCCCCUGCAGUCUGUGCUGCGUGUUCAGGCAUGUUUCAGGGCUGUCCUGGCAGCCUGGCCCGUCCACACUGGAAACCAGUCUAAACCCUAUGGGGAAGCGCCUGGGCCACACCUACCUACUGCGGGGGUCAGUUGGAAAUCCUGGACUGUCCUCUCCCCAUAUGUAUCUUCCCUUUGACCUAUCCCAGUAUUACAAAUGAUGAUGAUGAUGA
Messenger RNA from Psammomys obesus (fat sand rat), 2955 nucleotides. RefSeq names its product leukocyte receptor tyrosine kinase (gene Ltk). Gene Ontology annotation, molecular function: transmembrane receptor protein tyrosine kinase activity; ATP binding. NCBI's taxonomy places the organism in Eukaryota, Metazoa, Chordata, Mammalia, Rodentia, Muridae. The record is from RefSeq and is a predicted model, not a curated record. Gene Ontology annotation, biological process: cell surface receptor protein tyrosine kinase signaling pathway; regulation of neuron differentiation; positive regulation of kinase activity. The coding region runs from base 59 to 2737 and encodes 892 amino acids. The transcript has 20 exons. Gene Ontology annotation, cellular component: membrane; signaling receptor complex.